UAAAGGUUUGGAUUACUUGCACAAUGGAAGUGAGCCAAGGAUCAUACACCGUGAUGUGAAGAGCAGCAAUAUACUUCUAGAUGCUGACAUGAAUGCUAAGGUAUCUGAUUUUGGCCUUUCUAAGCAAGUAACUCAAUCAGAUGCAACUCAUGUUAGCACUGUUGUCAAAGGCACUGCUGGCUAUCUUGACCCCGAAUAUUAUUCCACUCGACAGCUCACAGAAAAGAGUGACAUAUACAGUUUCGGAGUCGUUUUGCUUGAACUUAUUUGUGGCCGAGAACCACUUAGCCACUCGGGGUCUCCAGAUUCCUUCAAUUUAAUCCUAUGGGCAAAGCCGUACUUACAGGCUGGUGCAUUUGAGAUAGUAGAUGAGAGCAUAAAAGGAACAUUUGAUACAGAAAGCAUGAGAAAAGCAGCUUUAAUCGCUUCAAGAUCAGUGGAGAGGGAUGCAUUGCGGAGGCCGAGUAUUGCAGAAGUAUUAACUGAGCUCAAAGAUGCAUACAGCAUUCAACUUUCCUAUUUAGCAUCCGAAGGACUGGCCAAUUGAUAAAUUAGACCUCCACUACUGCAGCUCAUAAUUAGCAAAUUUGUAGUUCCUCUAGUUGAAUCAAAUGUCACUGUAACUAUAUGCCAAGUUCUAAAUUCGUGCUCAGAAAUGUUUUAAGUUAUUGAUAAUAUAUCACAUUUAACGGUUUCCUUUUCCCA
This is a messenger RNA of Capsicum annuum, 705 nucleotides long. Its product is annotated as probable LRR receptor-like serine/threonine-protein kinase At5g48740. The transcript has 4 exons. Gene Ontology annotation, biological process: protein phosphorylation. Gene Ontology annotation, molecular function: protein kinase activity; ATP binding. The record is from RefSeq and is a predicted model, not a curated record. NCBI's taxonomy places the organism in Eukaryota, Viridiplantae, Streptophyta, Magnoliopsida, Solanales, Solanaceae. Bases 89 to 547 code for a protein of 152 amino acids.